GGAAGGAGGGGAGAAAGGAAGGGACAGGAGGAAAGGAGGGAGGGGAGGAAGAAAGGAAGGAAAGGAGAGAGGGAAGGAAAGGAGGGGAGGAAGGGAAGAAGGAAGGCAGGAGGGAGGGAAGGAAGAAGCCCCCAACUACAAGCUUCAUUCGUUGGAUUUCUAGCUCUACCCAAAUCGGACUUUGUUUUCUCCAUUCCGAUUCCCACUCCCGAUCACUUUGACAGCUAAGCUCAGACAAGACUUCCUCGCCGUCCCCUUCCCUCCCCAAGCCUUGGAGCUACACUUCCCAGAAGCACUUUUCAUGAAGGGAGCUGAAUGAAGCCCACCGGGUUCUUAAGCUUCUGAUGAUGACCUGGACAAUGACACUGACACAAUUCCGAUGGCCCUGCGAUCCCUGCGAGCCAGUCAUUCAGCUGGGAGCCCUAGCCCAGGAUUCAUCUAAAAGCCCCUGCAGAAGAGGAAGAGGCUGAGAACCCCCGGAACUAGAGCCCGGGCCAGGAGAAGGGGGUGGGGGCGUCGGAUCACCGCCCCCACAGGCCACGCCCCCACCGGAAGCCGCGUCCCGUGAGCCCCGAGAGUUGAGCUGGGGAAAAAGACUACUAUUCUCUGUCUGCUCGAAGCAAGAUCUCGCACGCGCAAUCUAGGUUGUUUAGGAACCACAGACCCCGUCAGCCUCACACAAUGACACGAUUCCCGAGAUCCGGCCUCAGUCAGGAAGUGUUCUCCCUCUUCCGCCCUGCUCCGGUAGCACUUCCGGCGACGCUCUGGGAAGCCGGGGAGAUUCGGUGUCUCUGUAACCCGUCUCGUGGUCUGAAGGACACUGGGAGCGAACGGACCCUAAAAAGAAGAGCAGGAGGAAGUGAUGCUGGCGCAAGGUUUUGGGCGAAGAUAUAUGAAGGCCUUCUUAAAAGGUUUCUUUGUUGCUGUGCCUGUAACAGUAACUUUCUUAGAUCAAGUGGCCUGUGUAGCAAGAGUGGAAGGAGCUUCCAUGCAGCCUUCUUUGAAUCCUGGGGGGAGCCAUUCAUCUGAUGUAGUGCUUUUGAAUCACUGGAAAGUUAGGAAUUACGAAGUACAGCGUGGUGAUAUUGUGUCACUGGUAUCUCCCAAAAACCCAGAGCAGAAGAUCAUUAAAAGAGUGAUUGCUCUUGAAGGAGACAUUAUUAAAACAAUAGGGCAUAAGAAUAGGUAUGUGAAAGUCCCACGUGGCCACAUGUGGGUGGAAGGUGAUCACCAUGGACACAGUUUUGACAGUAAUGCUUUUGGGCCAGUUUCCCUUGGACUUCUGCAUGCCCAUGCCACCCAUAUUCUGUGGCCUCCAGAGCGCUGGCAGCGUUUGGAAUCUGUUCUCCCUCCAGAGCGUGCUCCAGUUCAGACUGAAGAGAAGUGACCUCCUUGCAUCUGCAUGGCUUCUUUGGCUUAGGAAGACAAUAUUAAAAUAAAUGGAAGGCAGAGAAAAAGAACUGUAAAAGGCAGGCCACGUGUUGGUUGAGGCUACAAAUGGAGUAUUCAUAUAUCCUAUGGUUUUAUAUUGAAGCAAAAGUUUUUUUUUCCCAGAUGAAACUAUUGUAUGUUACAUAAUAUUUUGUCUGGAGUACUUGUACUACAGCAUAAAAGGUCUUGAUAGCAUAGUACCAAAAAAAAAAAAAAAUGUGAUUGUUUCAGGGCUUUUCCAUAUGUCAUAUAGGAUUAAAUUGUUGGGUAUACUUUUUUCUUAAUUUGUUGAUUCUUUAUUUUUUUAAUUAGGGUUUUGCUGAUAAAGGUUGAUUGUUUAUUUUUUUAAUUAGGAUUUUGCUGAUAAAGGUUGAUUGUUUAUUUUUUUAAUUAGGGUUUAGCUGAUAAAAGUUCCUGAACUGUAAAGCUUGAUGAAAACAUGUUCAUCAAAUAAAUAAUUCAUGCAUAAUUUAGCUUGAAUGUGAAGAAAUAGUGACACAGAUGAAGUGUGAUUUUAAUUGCCAGCAUUCAUUGGUUAGAAAACAAAUAGUGAACUUUGACAUAUGAUUCCUUUUUUAAAAGGAAAAAGGGAGAUGUCAGUCCUAAAAAGACAUAUUGAUAUACAGCAAACUGUCCCCAAGAAAAUGUUUUUUAAAAAUCUAGAGUGCUCUGUUGGAAGUGGGGAAAAUUUUAUUUGGAAAUAAAGGUGAUGUUUUUAAAGAUA
This is a messenger RNA of Antechinus flavipes (yellow-footed antechinus), 2155 nucleotides long. Its product is annotated as mitochondrial inner membrane protease subunit 2. The record is from RefSeq and is a predicted model, not a curated record. The coding region runs from base 863 to 1387 and encodes 174 amino acids. Gene Ontology annotation, molecular function: serine-type endopeptidase activity. Gene Ontology annotation, biological process: mitochondrial respiratory chain complex assembly. The transcript is spliced from 2 exons. Gene Ontology annotation, cellular component: membrane; mitochondrial inner membrane peptidase complex. Lineage: Eukaryota; Metazoa; Chordata; Mammalia; Dasyuromorphia; Dasyuridae.